Prosopis cineraria is the source of this 1853-nucleotide messenger RNA. Its product is annotated as CBL-interacting serine/threonine-protein kinase 1. The transcript is spliced from 12 exons. The coding region runs from base 206 to 1555 and encodes 449 amino acids. Lineage: Eukaryota; Viridiplantae; Streptophyta; Magnoliopsida; Fabales; Fabaceae. Gene Ontology annotation, molecular function: ATP binding; protein kinase activity. The record is from RefSeq and is a predicted model, not a curated record. Gene Ontology annotation, biological process: protein phosphorylation; signal transduction.
GCAAGCUUCUGAACGCAGAGCCCAAAAUUACGAGCAACGCAAGUGCCAAACUCUAGGCUGCGUGCUCUAUCUUUCGGUCCUGAUUUUGUUGUUUUUACUGCAAAUUUGGCUUUUGGCGAGGUUCAGCAGCAGACAAUCCGUUCGGCAAAAGGAUAUUGAAUCUUUUUUGCCGGAACUGUGGGAUCUGCACCGGAGUGGUUAGGUGAUGGUGAUCGUGAAGCUUGGGAACAAGAACGACAAGGAAAAGCAAGGACAGGGAAUGCGACUUGGGAAAUACGAGCUUGGUAGGACUUUAGGCGAAGGCAAUUUCGGAAAGGUCAAAUUAGCUAGGAAUACCGAUUCCGGCCUACCCUUCGCAGUUAAGAUCCUCGAGAAGAGAAAGAUCAUUGACCUCAAUAUAACCAAUCAGAUUAAGAGGGAAAUAGCCACCUUGAAGCUCUUAAAGCAUCCGAACGUGGUCAGAUUACACGAGGUCUUGGCUAGCAAAACCAAGAUUUAUAUGGUCCUCGAGUGCGUGACUGGAGGAGAGUUGUUUGACAGAAUUGCAUCCAAGGGCAAACUUCCAGAAGCUGAAGGUAGGAAGCUUUUCCAGCAGUUGAUUGAUGGUGUUAGCUACUGUCAUGAUAAAGGGGUCUUCCACAGAGAUCUCAAGCUGGAGAAUGUACUUGUAGAUGCCAAAGGGAACAUAAAGAUAACCGACUUUGGCCUUAGUGCUUUACCGCAGCAUUUCAGAGCAGAUGGUUUGCUGCAUACCACCUGUGGAAGUCCCAACUAUGUGGCCCCUGAGAUUCUUUCUAAUAAAGGAUAUGAUGGUACAACAUCAGAUACAUGGUCCUGUGGGGUCAUAUUGUAUGUUAUCUUAACAGGAUAUCUUCCUUUUGAUGAUAGAAAUCUUGCAGUUCUCUACCAAAGGAUUCUCAAAGGUGAUGUUCAGAUGCCAAAAUGGCUAUCGCCUGGUGCCAAAAACAUGAUCAAGAGGAUUCUAGAUCCCAAUCCUUCCACUCGGAUAACAAUGUCUGGCAUCAAACAAGAUGAAUGGUUCAAGCAGGACUAUAUUCCAGCAAAGCCAGAGGAUGAGGAAGAGGACGUAUAUAUUGACGAUGAAGCCUUUUCCAUCCACGAAGUGGCAGACGAAACAGAAGAUAGGAGUCCAGGAUCACCAACCCUUAUCAACGCAUUUCAAUUGAUAGGGAUGUCUUCAUGCCUUGACCUCUCUGGCUUCUUCGAAAAAGAGGACGUCUCUGAGAGGAAGAUAAGAUUUACAUCCAACCUCUCCGCAAAAGACUUGGUUGAGAGGCUUGAGGACGUUGUGACAGAAAUGGGGUUUACAGUUCAAAAGAAAAAUGAAAAGGUGAAAGUGAUACGAGAGAACAAGGGGCAUAAAAGUUUAGGCAACCUUACAGUUGCAGCAGAGGUUUUUGAGAUAAGCCCAUCAUUGUACGUAGUAGAGUUGAGGAAAUCUUAUGGAGAUUCUUCUGUAUAUAGACAGUUGUGCGAGAAGUUGUCAAAUGAUUUGGGGGUUCCACCGAGAACCGGAGCGCUCGUAAGUGGAUAGGCCUUCGAGAACUGAGCUGGAAGCCAUCCAGUGUAUAUGUCUUCUUUUUGCUUCUCCCUUGGGAGGUCGCGUAGUUUUAGUAGAUGAAUUAAAGUGUCCAUAGCAAUGUAGUUCGUAAUUCAAGUCAUUAAUCGUUAGUGAUGUGCAUUUAUAUGUAAAGUGAGUUGCAAUUCGAACUGUAUAUUCAAGGAAAAACAUUCAUGACCCGUUUUUCCAGCAAAGGUUUUGGUGAAUUCAUAUCAUGUUAUAUUUAAAUUUUGGUAAUAAAAAUCGGAGUUUUGUUUUCUGAUCCACCAAA